GGAAAACAGAGUGAUGUGUGUGCUGUGAAUUCAAAGCUGGGUGGGUCUACACUGUUUCACAUUCCCAAAUAACUUCCCGGGGCCGUGCGUUAAAGCGCUUUCAGUUUUCAGAAGGCCACGAUGUUGAUGCUGGCUGGAAUCGUUGUUCUGCACAUCACCACCAUCAUCCUGCUGCUGGUGGCCACCAUUGAUAAUGCCUGGUGGAUCACUGAUUCAGUGUCAACUGACGUAUGGGGCAGAUGGGAGCUGACGACCUCAGGCUGGCAUUACACCAACCUGAAAAACUACCCAGAGGAGUUCCUCCAGGCAGUGCAGGCCACCUCAGUGCUGGCCUGUAUUUUUGCCAUUCUGGCCUUGUUUGUGUUCGUGGCUCAGCUGUUCACCCUGCCCAAAGGCCAGAGAUUCACCUUCACCGGCGUUUUACAGCUAAUCGCCUGCCUCUGUAUAAUGAUAGCAGCCUCGAUCUACACGGCCGAGCUUCGCAAAGACACGGGAGGGUUUGGACACUCCUACGUCCUGGCCUGGAUCUCUUUUGUCCUCACCUUCAUCUUAGCCAUCACCUACCUCAUCCUGCGGAAGAAGAGCGAGUGAGAGGAUAAAAGGAAUGAGGGCAGGCCUGGGUUCAUGUUCCCAGUUUGAAUUUGGGAAAUUAAAGAAUAGGAUUGGUUUUGUUUUUUUAAAUUGGAGAGAAAAAAAAUUGCUGAACUGGGAAAAAGAAUAAUGUUCGAUUGCUUACAAGAGCCAUUUGUUUAUAUUUUCAUUAUUUUUAAUUGAAAUGAAAAUCAUGCUUGCAUUACAUGAAGGGCUGAACUUGACAAUUUAACUUCAUAGAUUUCUAUUUGAUAAAAGAGAAGAGGGGCAGGGCAUUCAUAGGGCAGUGUGGGCUAUGGCGGGAGGGUUGUGAUUAGGAGGGCGCAACCUUUGAAGUACUUAUAUAACCAUAAAAUAAAUAAUAAAUCAAUUGUCUUUUAAAAGAUAGUUAGUUUGGAGAACUUUCCAUAUCCAUCAGUAUUGUAAAGGAAUAGUUUGACAUUUUGAGAAAUAUAAACGCUUUCUUGCAGAGGGUAGAUGCCAGUCUUAUAUCUAUGCAUGGUCUGGGUGAAGACUCAGUUCUUAUUGGCUCUACCGUUCUAAAUGUAUGUGCUAGUAUAACUAUAGCAACAGGGAUGCAGUCAAAUCUUCUGUUUACAAUUUAUUGAAAUGAUUUCCAACACUGAGUGUCAUCCUUCAGUGCCUCUUCCUCUUAACACCACAGGAUGUAGACCGUAACAGAAGCUGCGAGAGCUACACUGACCCUCUGAACUUACUGGUACUUUGUAUCAAAUAAGCAACUGUCUCACAUUACAUUUGCCAUGCAACUCGCUACUUCAGGCUGCAGCCAGCAGUACACAUGGUGUAUCAUUUGUUCCCGAAAAUCUUGAUUUGGGGACAAUGACAUGGCUGAUAAUGCCUGACGAGGUGUCCAUUAUCAGGAGUUAAUGGACUCUGUGGAGGCAACUGGACUUCUGCCUGUUGUCCAUUUAUUCCUGAGCCAAAACCAGCUAACUAAAGCUUAAAAAUGACACAUUGUGGUUUUAGGGAGGGAGGGCUUUGAGCUGGACUGUUUGUUGGCUGAGCGUGCUUUUUAACAGACGAUAAAUAAGUAUGAUUUAAAAGUGCCUUUUUGACAGAACAGAGCUAACAGUUGCCCUGUUUCUCUUUCUUUGUGUUAAGUUAAUUGACUGCUGUAGCUUCAUGUUUACCACACACACACAAGUGGUAUUAAUCUAAUAUGUUUGUCUGCAAGAAAGAAUUAUUUCACAAAAUGCCAAACUAUCCCUUUAAGAGUAAAAAAAAGAAGAAGAGUUGACCAUGUUGGAGGAGAAAAGCGUAAAGAAAAAAGCCCUUUUGAGAUUUAGUAGUUGAAAAUACUAGCGUAUAUUCAUGUUGUGAGGCUGACAGUUACUACUGCAGAGUCGCGGAGAGAAUUAAUACUGUAUCUGUGAAGGUACGGCAUGUUGGCAACACUACAACAAUCCUGUUGCAGUACUUGAACAAUCAGGAAAGACAAGCCUUAAUAUACAGCAAAAGUAGUUUUAAUCAUGUAUCCUCAUUUUACAACUGAAGUAUA
Messenger RNA from Centropristis striata (black sea bass), 2110 nucleotides. RefSeq names its product epithelial membrane protein 1 (gene emp1a). Gene Ontology annotation, cellular component: plasma membrane. The record is from RefSeq and is a predicted model, not a curated record. Lineage: Eukaryota; Metazoa; Chordata; Actinopteri; Perciformes; Serranidae. The transcript is spliced from 5 exons. The coding region runs from base 121 to 591 and encodes 156 amino acids.